Molecule: messenger RNA, 252 nt
Organism: Penicillium angulare
Lineage: Eukaryota; Fungi; Ascomycota; Eurotiomycetes; Eurotiales; Aspergillaceae
Exons: 1
Coding region: 1-252 (83 amino acids)
Source: RefSeq, a predicted model, not a curated record
AUGUCGACAUCCGGAAGGUCUAUCGGGUUCUGUUUGCCUGCAUACAAACUUUGCCGUUCCGUUGCCGACUUGAUGGCCGACGGCCGCUCGGCCAAGUCAAGUGGAUCGGGAGGCAAACUUGGGCAGCGGAAACAGAUGAAGAGACUCACUACUAGCGAUACAGUUCAGCACAUGGAAAAUUCGACAAGUUCAGUCCGAGUAAUCUUCGGAUCUACAUUGACUGGCCAAGGCACGGCCGAUAAGAAAUCAUGA